AUGGAUCAAGCAAAAAUCUCCACCACGGAAGUUGUUCAUGAUGUUUUUCCAUACCUUGUUGAGUACAAAGAUGGUAGAAUCGAGAGACUAGCUGGAACCAAUCAAAUCUCUCCAGGUUUCGACCCUAUAACUAAGGUGAACUCGAAAGAUGUUAUACUCAUACAAAAAAUUGGGCUCUCAGCAAGGCUCUACCUUCCAUCAAACGAAACGACUUCCAAUGAAAAAUUGCCGAUUGUCAUGUAUUUUCAUGGGGGAGCCUUUAUAAUAGCCUCCUCUGCGGAGCCACUAUAUCAUAACUUUUGUAAUAACCUUGCAAGGUCCGCCAAUGCCUUAGUUGUCUCUGUGGAUUAUAGGAGGGCUCCAGAGUUUCCCCUCCCCAUUGCCUUUGACGAUGGAUGGGCAGCCGUCCAAUGGGUGGCUGCCCAUGCUAGUGGGAACGGUCCUGAAAACUGGCUUAACAAACAAGUUGAUUUCAAUAAAGUAUUUUUAAUAGGAGAUAGUGCUGGGGCUACAAUGGCCCACCAUCUAGCCCCCGAAGUGGUUGAGCAUUUAAGUCCGUUUAAAAUAUGUGGAAUCAGCCUUAUCCAUCCUUAUUUUUGGAGCUCCAAACCAAUUGGAUUUGAGCGAUUUGAUCCGGUGAGAAGAGACUUGGUUAAUAAGUGGUGGGAAUACGUUUGCCCAUCGGAUAAAGGAAGUGAUGACCCACUUAUAAACCCAUUUGCUGAUGGAGCUCCAAGUUUUGAUCAAGUAAAGUGCGAAAAAAUGAUUGUUCUUGUAGCGGGGAAGGAUAUAUUGAGAGAUAGAGGGAGACUUUAUUAUGAAGCGAUGUUGAAGCAUAGAAAUGUCGAGUAUUUUGAGACACUUGGAGAAGAUCAUGUGUUUUAUUUAUUCAAUCAUCAAUCAGAAAAGGCUAAGGUGAUAAUGUCAAAAUUAGCUUCUUUCAUCAACAAUCAAGAGCGAUGCAAUUAG
Messenger RNA from Amaranthus tricolor (Joseph's coat), 969 nucleotides. RefSeq names its product probable carboxylesterase 2. The transcript has a single exon. Gene Ontology annotation, molecular function: hydrolase activity. NCBI's taxonomy places the organism in Eukaryota, Viridiplantae, Streptophyta, Magnoliopsida, Caryophyllales, Amaranthaceae. The record is from RefSeq and is a predicted model, not a curated record. The coding region runs from base 1 to 969 and encodes 322 amino acids.